GUGAAGCCGGAGAAGAAGAGUUCUUGGAAAUAAUGGCUUUGGUAGGGAUGGCAAGCAAGCCUCUACAUGUUAGGCGACUCCAGAAGGCGCUACAAGAGUGGGUGAACAAUCCUGGUUUGACUUUAAAUUUUCAAGAGACGAGAAGUGCUAUCGCUAAGUCUCACCAAAACGGGGGAAAAGCUUGACUGUGAGGAUUUGGAAAGAGAAGACCGUACUUGUGUAAUACUAUUUGGAGUGAUGACUGUACUUAAGUGUUACUAUUUGGAACGACGACUUUACUUGUGUGUUACUAUUUGGAGAUACUGAGUGUACUUGUGUGACUAUUUGGAGAAACGAUUGUCUAAUGUGUUAUUAUCUGGAGAGAUGACUACUGUGCUUGUGUGUGACUUAAGGGAGAAUAUGGUGUACGUGGCAAGUACCGCCACCAGAGUUGUAAAAGACUUUAGUGAUAUAUGAAGUGUAUCUGUCAAGUGAAUAUGUUCGUCGUGUGUGAAGAGCUCAACAGUCAACAGCUGUUCAGCACUUGCAAUGUUAGCAAUCAGAAACUGAAGAAUAUUUGAGUUGAGGUGUGGUUAAAGUGGAUAACGUUAGGCUUUUCUGGAUAACAUGCUAUAAAACCCUGUAUGCUUAUUUAAUGUUUGUCCAGCGUGAGAUUACAUUAAUUACUUCAAUUUUUUUCAUGUUGAGGAAUGUUUUCCUCUCUUGAUUUCAGCCAUGUUUCAGACACCGCUUGUGCCCACCUUGCCCCCAAACCAUCCAAGCCACCUUAUGAACUCCUUAACCGCUUCGAGCAGGGCGGGUCCCGGUCCUUGCCCUGGUCCUGGAGCUCCUGUCAACCUAUCCCAGUCGUCGGGACUACCACUGAGACCCAGUACACCAGUCCCCAUGCUCCCAAACAUUAGUAGUCAUUCUUCCCCUUCCCCAGGAAGAAAGGAGGUACCGUCCCCCAGCCAAGCUCACGUGACGUCACAGCAUCAGCAUCAACAAUUCUCGCAGAUGCAACAACAACUUAGCCAGUCUUUUCAGCAGGUCACAGGAGAGUACGGACAACCGGGUUCUCCGAUUUCCCUUACACCGGUUCUUGUUGAAACUCAAAUCCAGCGGUUAGCGGAGGCAGCAGAGAUGUUGGUCAAGACGUUACCACCUUUAGAACCUAAACCUCAAAAUAACAAGAGGAAGAUUAGUAAGGAAUUGGAGUAUGUUAUGAAUAUGGCUGAUGAUGAUCCACAGAGAAUGGACGAAAUGAGAAAGUAUGCAGCAAUAUAUGGCCGAUUUGACUGUAAAAGGAAACCUGAGAAGCCUUUAACGCUACAUGAGGUAUCCGUAAAUGAAGCUGCUGCUCAGAUUUGUAAGCACAUCCCUGCCCUCCUCACCCGAAGAGAUGAACUUUUCCCCUUAGCCCGACAGGUGGUGCGGGACAGCGGAUAUCAGUAUUCUAAAGGCCAUUCCAGUUUUGACGAUCCUUCUAGGUCUCAGGGCUAUAGAUCAUGUGAUGAAGAUUCUUGUAAGCGGCCCAGGCUGGACCCGAGCCCUUAUAGUUUGGAGGAAGAGAAGAAGAAACGACAAGAAAGGAUUGAAGCAAUAGGAGAGCAGCUGAAGACCUUAGGAGCACAGCAGGAGGAGCUGAAGGCUAAGUUACAGCAAAACCGCGAGCUCCAGAACUAUUCUGGAGUCAGUCACAUACAGCAACAGCUGGAACAACUUUCUACACAGCAGAUGCAGCUUAUUAACGAGCAGAGUGAGCUGAACAAACAGUUAAAGAGACUUGAGAGGUACUCCUUGGGAGGAAGGGGAUAUGGACAUAUUUCUAACUGCUCAGAAUCAGAAAAACUUGAUACUGAUGACACAGAUUCCCAGUUCUCAGCAUAUAGCAACACCUCUUCACCCCCCUUGAGUCAGGAAGCCCAGGACAACCCGUCGCUAGAUUUCAACAAUUCACUCCCGACCACAGAUAUGUUCAACACCAUGCGAAUGGUGUCAAGUAGUAAAAAAACCAAUGCCCAAAUCACCAAACAGUUGGUUCAGGAGACUCUUAUGGAUGAAGGACUUCGUGUUGUUAAAGAACUCGCCAAUCAGAUUAAAGAUGAAAAUGAUAGCUCUACUGCAAUCUCCAAGAUGGAUAUCCGUUCUCGAUCUCAUGCUUUAAAAGCAGAGAAAGAGUAUGUGAAUCAUUCUUCUGCUUCUACCAGCUCACCAUCAGCUGUGACAGCCUCAUCUGGUCUUUCCAGCAGUACCCCUUCAUCUACUACAUCUUUAGUCGUCUCACCAACAACUCAAAAUGGUUAUGGCAUGCUCAGUUUGAAUGGGCCAGUAUAAUGAGGAUCGUAAUUGAAAAAUAAGUGAAGUUGGUAAAAACUAUACUGUCUGAGGUGUCGGUUGCAACACUUGAUCUUUCUGCAAGGUGAAAAAUCUGUGUACAAGGUCACUAAGAUUUCUGGUGGUGAGAUUAGAAAAAAAAAUGACAAGAAGUAUUGAGUUAUAUCUGCAUAAUUGCGCAGUGCUCGUGUAGACAAUCUCCCUCUCAGACUGCUACAUCAUCAUUUCGGUUUAAUUUUUGUUUUCAAAACUGAGAUAUUUUUCAGAAAUAUUCUUUUCAUAAGUACUGCCUUUAAACCAGCUUGUUGUGUUGCGUGCAGACUUUAAGUAUCCCUGCAGCUUAUACUUGAUCCAUAAACUAGAGUACAUUUGUAGAACGGCCAAGUUAAUGUCUGUGUGUGUGCAAUAAGCUGUGCUCGUGUUCACCCUUAGGAUGGACAAAGUAAGAUCUUGUCCUCAGGCCAAGCCAAUCCAAUGGGUCAGUAGUCAGUAAAGAGUACAGAGAUGGGAUCUCACCUGUGAUGUCUAGUUAUCCUUUGCUGUGAUUUGUUGUCGUAGAGAAAGAACCUGCCUAGUGGCCAGUAAUGGAAUUGAAGCAUCUUCAAAAUCACGCUUACUAACAUUACUGUAUUUAGAGAUCUAAACUUUUAACAUUUUGCAAACAAAUUUUAAAAAACUAAGUUCUAACAAAAUAUAAUUUGCUUUAAAUACUGAUUAUAAAGUUUAUAUUUUCGGUGAUAACAUAUAUAUAAAGCUUGGAGGUAAAUGAGUGGGUCAUGCAGCUCUUGUUUCUUUAACGAAAGACGUUGCAAGCUGUCUGUAUUUGUUUAUUUAAUCUCUAUGGCCUAGUCAGGGCACUUGAGUCAAGCAAAUUACUUUAGAAAAUACGAAGGUGUUUUACGCUGUUUUGAAUACAUGAAGGAUACUUUUCAAAAGUCUGAACUUUUUUUUUUAUUGCAAAUCAAAAGAAAAUAGUUUUAGAUAUUAUGUUUAGUGUUUAUUACAAUUGUUUAUAAACUUGUACAAGUUACAUGAGCAACUAACUUUACAACAUACUCCUUGUUCCUUCGUAAGAAAUAAUCUUAAUUUCUCUUGAAAUAUUUAGAUAUUGGUAAAUUGCUACGUUUAUAUGUUAGAUAGCUUAAGGAGUGUUUUUUUUUUUUCAGAUUAUAUUUUGCGGCUUACCGUGUGUAGUUACCAAGUUCACAUUUAUGUUAGACGUAAGAUGGGAAAGGCUUUACCCACACACAGAGGUAUUUAUCACUGUAGAAUGGACCAUUCCAACACACACAAAUUAUAAAUUUAUAAAACCUACAAGCAUGUUUGAUGCAACAUAUACGGUUGACGUACUGAGUUAAUGUGUAUCUAUUCUGCACUGAAGUAAUGGCUAUUUUAUAGCUUUGAAACCUGGCGAAUAUAUUCAUGUAUCAGUUGUGCUUGAAAGUUUGAUAAGUUAACUUUCAGUCAAAUAGACUGCAUAGUGUUGAAAUGACCCAUUGAUACUAAAUAUAGAUAUUGCUUGUAAAUUUUUUUAUUAACAAAUUUAUUUAUUUUUUGAAGGGUAUUUGUAUUGUUGUGAAACCUGGUGGGAAUCAUUAAAUUUUUUUUAUAACAAAAUUACUUUCUACAUUUAACAUAAAACGCUAUUAGUCAAGUAAGAGAUUGGGUAUAAUACAAUACUAAUACUUGGUUCAAUAACCAAAUACUCUGUGUGAUAUGGGAAUAAUAAUUACUUUUCAUUUUGCCAAAAGUUCAAAAGAAGUCCAGGCAUGUGAUAUAAUGUGAUACUUGUGAGUCAUAGAAUUUUACAUUAGGAUAGUUUUUAUGGUGAAACUGGGUUUCUAAUAAUACAAAUGAUGGUAAAUAUGUUUGUCGUUCUUCUCAAUUGCAACAAGAAGGUUUGGUCUUCGUAAGCGAAGGAGACAGAGAAUAACUUAUCAAAAAUAAUUUGGCUUCUGAAGUCAUAUUCUGUAUAGCCACACUGGGUCGGAAUAACAAGGAAAGGGAUUAUUGAAAGAAAUUAGAGAUUAUCAGAUAAAAUUGAUAAUUGUGAUAGAAUCCGUGUGUAUUUCAUCAGUUAAAAACUGUAUUUUAUGAAGUCAAUUUCCUGUUUAAAAACGGAUCACAUUUAAGUACAACUACGUUUUAUUCAUGAUAAUAUGUAAUGAUACGAAAGCGCGUCAUAUGUUGUUUAUAAAAUAUAUUUCUGUCUUAAAUGAUACGUGUGUAAAUCACAAAGAAUAGCGAAAUAUCACAAAUUUUCUUAUCACGUACUUGCAGGUAAGUCUUAACACGUAAGAAACUUCCCAAAAUCAGUUUCUUCUCUUUAAUCAGUAGUUAGUCACGUGAUAAAAUAUUUGCGUGAUGUUUAAUGACUGUUGAAAUAUGCAUUUAGCAUUUACGACUCGUGCAAGACGUUUUCCCCCUAUAUUAUUGUGUUUUGUUAGUUUAACUUUCAAAUAUCCUAAGGAGUAUCCUUUAUGCAUGCAUGUUAGUCGCGCAGGCGGCGGAAGCUGUCAUUUAAAUGCCUUUCCUCUGGUACGCAUCUCAAAACUAUAAGAACUAGAAAACUUAUAUAUGGAUUAGUUUUUACUCGUUUGUAGUUUUUGGCGAAUUACCGUUAUAUCUUAAUAUAUAUAUAUAUAUAUGACUAGUAUAGGUAACGUAUCGAAUCUGUUACCAACUGCUUAUGUUACUGCAUACGAAAAGCUUAGUCUCUGAAUAGCAUCGCGUCAGUACUCAUUUGUUUAAUUCCUAUUUCUAUUUAUAGGUCAAUAUCCAGUCUGUUCGUAAUAUCAACUGGACAUUGCUAUCCAUUUUCAGUUGCUUCACUCAUUACCCGUAAUUGGUACCAUACUAAAACGACUUUUAAUCCGCUCCCAAUUUUACUGGAAAUUUCUAUCGAACUAAUCUUUGCUUGUUUUUUGAGAUAUAUGCCGUUUAGGACUGAAGAAGGUUUUCACACAGCAUGUCGUCUACCUCAAGAACCAAGACAGGAGCUGUCCAUGUGAAAGUUUAGCUUUGCAUUGUCCUAAUCGCAUGAACGACCUGAUAAGAAACAUUAAACUUCUCAGUUUUUUCACCAUUGAAACAUUGGGAUAACAAAUGGCUAUUCAAGUUACUGCACAUGGAAGAUUUGACAUAAAAGAAAAAAUCAAAGUUUUUUAGUACUCGCAGUUUUAAUAUUAUUUCUUCGUAAUAAUAUUCUAACACUUAGAUGUUUCAGUUGAACUUGUCACAUGUUGUAGAUAGUUUACGGAUUUUUUUCUAAUUCAGACUUCAAUAAAUUAUCACACAGCUUAAGACCUGAAUGUUGUAACACAAGUUAGUUACCUGAUAUCAGAGAAGACCUUCUGGUAAGUAACUGAGUGCAAUUAUAAAUAUUCCAAGCUUGGAUUUACCACAAGGGAGCAAAAAAGAAAAAAAAAAGAUACAUUUCAUUGUCACUGAAUUGGCAAUAAUAACAUCUUGAGACAGCAUUCUUAUAAAAUAUAUCUGUUUUACCAAAUAAACAAGCAGGUCGUCAACUACGUAAGGUGUAAUAACAGACUUGAGAAAAACAAUGUUAAUAAUGGUUUCUCUGUUAUAUCUUCAGAAUUUUUCUACAAAACGACAACUUAGCUGAUCACGGGAAAGCAACGGAUGUACCAUAUGGUUAGGUUGCUCAUCAGGAACCUGUGAUAUUUGAAUCUUGGUAUUCCAAAGCCAAAAGUAAAUAAAUGAAAAGAAUCACCCUAUAGUGUUUCCCCCCAUAAUAUUUACAUUUAACGUAGUGCAAAUGUGCAGUUUUCAGUUAUGUUAGUUUCUUUGUUGUUGGUGUUAACUUGUAUAUUACAUUAUAAUCCAUACGUAUUGAUGUUUUUUGGAUAUUUCUAAAUACACGCUUUGUGGCAAAACCAUUUUGAGUGUCACAAGUUAAACAAGCUUUGAAAUGUAAAUGUGAUGUUAUAUAUAUUUGUAAGAUGAAAUUAAUCGUAUAUUCUUGUACAUAUUUCCCCUCAGUGUGGCUGUACAAAACAAAAUCCAUUUGCAGUCACAGAGUGUGACACUCCACGUGGCAAUCUCACUGUAGAACUUUCAUGGGCUUUAUGUAAGUGUUUGUACGUACUGAGGGUAGGCUUAGCCUUCCAGUAGUCGAACUGAGUGACCAAAGAUAUCGUUUAACGUGUCGUCUACUAUAAGCUAAGUCUUUUGGCGGUUGUAAAUGGGAGCACAUCACUUAUUCAUGUACUCGACAAAUAAGAAAACUACUUGAAGAAGGUGUUACAAACCGACUUGUGAUCACUCGAAUGCUAAGUUCUAUUUCAUGAAACUCUGUAGUAGUUUUGAACAGGUAGUAUCCACUUCGCAUCGAUCACUACUGAAAUGUUAUUGUUAGUUAAAGAUAGGGCCAUCUUCAUGAAUGGUCAACAAAGUACAACAACGAAGUACUUAAUUCAUUACAAGAUGUCUUUCUAAGAUUGCUGGUUGAAUUUUAAGUCAGUUAUGUGUUCUCUUUGUAGAAACAGGUUAGAAAAAGUUUUGAGGAAACAAUAAAUCAUAGAUCUUAUUCAAAUAUAGUUGAAACGUGUUGUAAAUAGAAUCUGCCAGGAGAAGGUCCUUUCAUUAGUUGGAAUGUAAUGACUACCAAUAUUUGUUUAACGAUAUUUCCAGCUGUUUUACUAAUUCUACCCAACAAAAUAUAUUGGAUACGUUUAAUAUUUGUGACCCAAUACUUAGCUGAGAAGUAUAUAACAUCUGAAAUAUCCUUUAAACAGGCGUAAUAAAUCUUUUGUUAUUAAAAUAGAGAAUUCCAAAUUUUUUGUUGCACACUUUAUACCUAUUUAAAAUACAAAUAAAUAGAUUUAUUUUUUAUCAGUCUGAUCAACGAGCCAGUGUUUAUUUUUAUUUACAGACCAUUGCUGUAAAAAGAAUAUGAGUAACGUUAUUAUCAGAUGCUUCUUUCUCAACAAACAUGCACGUCUUCUCGAGACAUAGUGUUUGUACAUCCUUCUUAAGUCAAAUCAUCCUCCUUUGCCUCAGAAAUAAACAAACGGGCUUGCUAGAUCUUUAUUGAACAUUUAAGUAGUUGAAGGUAAUCAGUUCUAUGAAUUGUAUAUCCAUAAAUUUGUGUUUGCAGUCUUGGGUCUACAUGAUCAAUUUCUAUAACAUGCUUUUAAGAAAUGCGCAAUGCGUUGUGGGUUUACUGGCUUUUAGAAAUAAAUAACAAAAUAUCAUUUUUUUUCAAAAUUUCAUAUAUUAAACUCAUGACUUCCAAAAAGUUCAUUUUGAAUUUUUUUUAAAUUCACCAUUCACCAUUUUGCUAAACUAAGACGUUUCACACACGUAUAACUACACCCCCUGUUUCUAUGAUUUUCUUUAUGUAGAUAUCUUUAAUUUCAACAUGCUUUAUCAUGAGAACAGGAAGAAAAAUAAAAAGUACAUCUGUUUAUAAAGGUUUUUGUAGUGAUAGUCGCUGUUAUUAUGAAUACUGUUAUAAAGUUUUAUUAUGAGAAAAUUACAUAUUAAUAGUUAAAUAUGAGACAUUUUCACUUUCGAGAUAAUUUUUCUUUUGUUCUUUCUAGAAACUAGCACCAACGCGAUAUUUCGAAUAUUUCACUACAGCAUUGUUCAUAUUAAUUGGGAAUCUAAUGUUCUGGAAAGCAAUCACAAAUGUUGUUUUUUUCCUGUUGAAGUUUAUACUAUUAUUAAACAUAUAUAUAUGUGUGUGUGUAUGGCUUACACUCAAUUUAAAAUGUUUUGGUUAGUCUUGUUUUGAUCGUUAAUAUUAAAAUGUACUACUCAUAAAAUCUUAUCAUCACGCCUAGUGUGAGGUUUUGUUUCUCGUUUUCACAUUAUACUGCAAAAUUAUAGAACAUUCGCCUACCUGAAUGUACAGAUGAAUUACUGGAAAUGUCAUCAAUGUAUUAGUCAAAUUAUGAUGACGUGCAAACUGGAUUUGUUUUCCAUCCAAGUUAACGCUUGAUAUGAUAUUACAUUUGAACUAGUUUAUGUAACUGUGGAUUUAGUAUUUUGAAGUUGUUGAUAGCCCAAGCACGUUUUGUAUUUAAUGAGAUAUCUUAAUUCUAUUGCAAAGAGAAAUAACAUCUACCUGUUGUAUGAUUUUGUGUUAUAUGCAGUUAUCGGCUACCGUACGAUUGCCCCUUGUGACUGAAAAAAGUACAUAAUUUGAUUUAAUAUUUAUAUUGUCUAAUAAAAUUUUACAAUUGAUACAAAUACAAGAAAUAAGUUAAUUUUUGGGCCUUGGAAAAUAUCAGACCUACAGACAAGUUAAAAACGUGUUGUUAUUUUGUUGAAAAAGACAAGAUAGUGAUAAUUAAAAAACAAUGUUAAAUUUCUCACCGCAAGGUAGUUGCACCCAUUGCUGGUGAAAUCCAGUUUAGUAAUCUCUCUCUUUUGUGUCCACUAUAAUUACUUUAUUAAAAGAAAUGUUAUUUAACUUGUAUUAAACUCUAUUUUUGUGCUCAGUUUUAGGUUUUCAAUUAUUGGUUUCUUUUGCUUCACAGUUCGGAUAUUUUCUAGCAUUCAGACUAUGAAGCUUUUAUAUUAGUUUAAAGAAAAUUAGCUUUACGACCAUAUAUUUAUAAAUCUGUGAAUAACUCAAUACUUCACUCUCUCCUUGUUUUUUUUCUCUCUCUCUCUCACUCGCUAUAUAAAUAUCGCUCCUAUCAUGCAGUUUUGAAGGCUCUAGUGAAAUGUACACGAUUGUACUGUAAUACUUCACUCUUUCCUUGUUUUUUUUCUUCUUCUCUCUCUCGCUCGCUAUAUAAAUAUAGCUCCUAUCAUGCAGUUUUGAAGGCUCUAGUGAAAUGUACACGAUUGUACUGUAAUACUUCACUCUUUCCUUGUUUUUUUUUUUUCUCUCUCUCUCACUCGCUAUAUAGAUAUAGCUCCUAUCAUGCAGUUUUGAAGGCUCUAGCGAAAUGUACACGAUUGUACUGCAAUACUUCACUCCCUCCUUGUUUCUAUAUGCAGUUUUUUGUCCCUUUCACGUUAGAGGGGAAAGUAUAAGAUAAAAGUGUGAAACGUGUAUUGGAGGAAAGUACAACGCUGUUAUUGGGAACUUUUAAAAAAAUGCGACUUGUACUACAAUAAAGAUCAACUCUCACAGAUUCAGGUUUACGAUAGCCCAUUGUGUUUGGAAGAUAGUGUAAGUAGUGUCACUGUUUGAUUGCUACGGUGGUGGCAGUUCUUCUGUAUAGGUCUGGAUAUAUCUUUGAUGUAAUUGCAAGUUAUUUGUAGUAAACAUACGCUUGUAUAUUGUGGUGUGAAUAUUUCCUUGAAUUAUAUCUUUUUAUUGAUUGCCCUGUGUAUCGUAAAGAAUGCACAUUAGUUGUUGCCACUGUAUAAAUAUAGAAUAAAUACAGUUUAUUCAUUUGUAAAAAAAAAAAAUAUCUUAAAGAAUUGGUGCUCCUUAUUAAUUGUGAGAAAACAAUGAUUGGGGAAUUGUAUUGUGAUCUUACUUAUAUAUAUCGUAUAUUCAUAUACAUUUUGAAGGUAGAACUUUCACAUAGAUUCUCUCAUAUUGUACCAAGUGCAUCAUUGUCUAUAGAAAUCAGCGUUCAGAUUAGGGUUUUAAACAACCAGUGUUAAUGUAGUUUUAAACAGUAAUGGGCUCUUUCUGCCUCUUCUAGCAUACAGUGACAGCUAUAAAUUGUUGUUUGUUUUUUUAGAAUAUAAUGACAUCAUGUUAUCAGUUUCAAAGUGCUUUUCCAGAUUAUCAUAUUAAUUUAACCUCCUAGUCAAUUAUUAGGAAUUUCAAUCAAUCCUCUGUUUGGAGGUUCCAGGAACUUACCAGUAGGUAACCUGAGUAUGUUACUAGUAAGCGAACUGGAAAGCUUACUAGUAAGUAGUUCCAUACCCUAUCUAAUGAAUUUAUAUUUCACUGUACCAAAGAAUGCAGAGACUUCUGAAACUUACCGUAAGAAAGAAUGUGCAUUGGUAAGACAGGUGAAUCCCAUAAGAAUAAAUAUCUUAUGUUACCUACUAGUAAGUACUAUGAGUAUCUCACUAAUAAGUAAAAUUAGUAGUUUACUCGUGGAUUAAAGUAAUUACCAUCAAUAGCUCAUAAGGGUAGAACUUUGUAUUUUGUGUAUGUGUGAAAUGAGAUACUGCAAGAUGUCACUUUCCGUGCAAGAUCUUCUAUGAUUUUCCCCUCUCUUUGAUGGACGUCGUUAAUUUUUCACGAAACAAAUACACAAGACGCGUUGAUACACUUGGCCUAUCUGCAAGGUAUCAGAUUGUUUCAAACCUGUGGAAAAAUUGACUAUAACACACGUACCAACAUCUUUUUUUUUUUUUACAUAGACAGACUGUGCUCUUAUAUACCAAUUCACAAGGUAAUUUUCUAUCAUCUAUAAUGAGGAAUUUGAUUUUCGUAAGCUCUUUUUUGUGCUGUUGUUGUUGUUGUGAGGUGAUAUUAAUACAUUCCACGUUUCACGUGCAUGUGUUGAUUGUCUCAGUUCUUGAAUUCCACUCUUUUAUAACUAAUAACCUGUUUGCAGUCACUACUGGCCAUUAGUUUUGAUAGUCUGGCCCCUACUUUAUACGUAAGCACAUCUGAUGAGGUAAAAAUAAAUCAUAUUUUGUCGUUUGUACGGCACUUGAAACUCAACCGCAUGUUGUUUACUUACUGAUUAGUUAAGCAAAGAAAGGCAGUUCAUCCGGGAUAUCUUUUGAUGGAGUCAGCAUGUUACUUCAACCUGGGUAUAUUAAACAUGUUUGUUGUGGUCUCAGGAACCGUCCAUACAUCCACUAAUGCAGUUACUGUUCGUAAGAACAGCCAGCUCGCCGAGUAGAAAGAACAGAUCACACCAGAGGAACGACACUGGGCCCAGUAAAUUAUAUAAGUAUUUAAAUGAGCUCUUCUGAUACAUUAGUCUGAGGGGCCAUCACAUAAUUCGAUAACUGUGAUAACUCUAAAAGGAGCUUAUGUAAGAAAAACCGACAUAUCGGAAUGUAGAUGAGAACAAAGUGCCUGCUUUCAUCGGUUUUCAUUCCACUCUUCCAGCUCCUGCACUGAGACUACAAAAUAAAGUUGGUCAUGCAGCUUGCUUCUUUGUCCAGUAAAUUCCCAUCCUCGUCGCACAUGUUUCGUGAGUAUAGGUACGGACUCACAUAGAAAACUUGCUGGAAGUCGAGAUCUUGCAGUUUCUCUAUCUCCACUUUCUUUUCUUCUGAUUAUAUCUUCCGCCACGCAGUGUAGGAGGAUCUGUUUGUUUCAUCCUUUCUCGUGUGUUCUUCCAGUUUGAUUUUUGUACACUUGUCACUGUGAAUAAGCUGGUAAAAUAAAAUGAUAAAAAUGGA
Limulus polyphemus (Atlantic horseshoe crab) is the source of this 11622-nucleotide messenger RNA. RefSeq names its product NGFI-A-binding protein homolog. Gene Ontology annotation, biological process: negative regulation of DNA-templated transcription. Bases 715 to 2316 code for a protein of 533 amino acids. Gene Ontology annotation, molecular function: transcription coregulator activity; transcription factor binding. NCBI's taxonomy places the organism in Eukaryota, Metazoa, Arthropoda, Merostomata, Xiphosura, Limulidae. The record is from RefSeq and is a predicted model, not a curated record. The transcript is spliced from 10 exons. Gene Ontology annotation, cellular component: nucleus.